This is a messenger RNA of Effrenium voratum, 975 nucleotides long. Lineage: Eukaryota; Dinophyceae; Suessiales; Symbiodiniaceae. The record is from the annotation of a GenBank genome assembly.
UGGCUCAAGCGAGUGGGUCGCGGCCAUGGAGGGGCCCAUCAUAGCAGAGUUCAGCAGCCUCAACGCCUUGAAUCAGAAGGCGCCGGGGCCACCCCUGCGAUUGGGCCCAGGCGUGAGACAGCCAGCAGCAGGCAGCCUCACAGACCGGCCUUCUGAGCGACAUAGAGGGGAUGAUGUGGCAGGUCCCGCCUCCCAUCGCGAGAGGCUGCUGAGGGGCGAGUCGACAUAUACCGCAUCAAGCGGUGUCAACGAGCACUUCAUUGAGGACCAGCCACAGAUCCUGCAGUAUGGCAUGACGCACCUGCUGCCAAAGGCCUCCAGCACCGAGGAGCGCGAGCGCUUGCUGCGGCGGUUGGAGAUGUGCGCAAAGGCAAGAGAAGAGUCCACAAAGAUUAUGAGUAUUCGCUUCGCCCAACGUGACGCGGUGAAGCACGACUUGAAGACAGACAGGCGAGUCUAUUUGGACCGCUUAGUCGCUUCACAGAGGGAGCGGGAUGAGCGCUGGGCCAGGAAACUGCAGAAGAGCCCCUUUGCUGUGGACCUGGUGGCAGAAGACCAACGCAUUUCAGAGGAGAACCGCGUUCGGCAGAUUGUGGAGCAGCGAAGGGCAAAGUCCACAGCUGCGCGCAGCCAAGAAGCACACAAUCGGAUCUUCAAGCGGGCCACCGCGGAGCAGGAUGAGCUGGAGCAGCUGCGUCGCGAGAAGAGGCAGCUGCUGGAGAAUGAGAAGCAGCUCAAGGCUUUGCGUGACGUGGAGCGCAGCAACGCCCGCACCCUUCAGAUCCUGCAGGUGCGGCAACAGAAGCAGCAGGAACUGAAGCGCAUGAAGCAAAUGAAGACGGACGAGGAAUCCGGAGCAGGCAAUGAAUCUCCAAGGAGAACCGCCUAGCCAUAGCUGGCUUGAAGCAGAGCCGGCUAGAAUUGCUGCAGCAAAAUUUGCAGCGCAGGUUGGUCAAAGCACAGGCAAUGCGGACA